AUGGUUGCAAAACUGCUCUCGAGUGGCAGUCAGACAUGGUACGUGAAACUCUUUUCGUUCCGGUCCGUGCUGCCGCCAUAUAUCUCAGGCGCCAUCCCGCGCGAGCUGGGCAAGCUGACGGCGCUAACGUGGCUAAGUCUUCGCGACAACAAUCUUUCCGGUGAGGCCUUGCGGUUGGCUGUGUUGUACGUAGGGAGUCUGUUUGUGGUUGAUAUUGUGGCGUGUUCUAUGCUAGCCUAGCGUCAGCGUGCUUGGCGUCUCUCCCGUGGGACUGGUGGCCACCUCGUGUACUUGGUGCGAUUGCGAUUCGCUUGGUGUGACAGCCGCUGGUCAUAGCUGUUGUACUGUCCCGUCGAAGUCCAGGAGGUACAGCAGGACCCAGCUUCUUGCGAUCCCUUGCUUACUGCGAUAGGACCAUUGCCCAAGUCCGCGUGUCAAUGAACGACGUGGUCCCAAGCAAGGCCUCAAAUUUCCACGAUGGUCUACUCGGGUACUUGUUUUCACCCUUCGCAGGGGUAGCCUACCGUAUGUAACUCCGUCCUUCGCCAUGGUUACUACAGUACAAUUUUGAUUAUUGAGCAGAAGUUGAGUCACCGCACCGAACAAUUACUUCGUCGCCUCCUCUCUCAAAGCUCAUUUCAUUCAAUAUUCACAACGAGGGCAAGAUAUCAACCUUCGUUGAAUAUAACUAUCGAUAGUUCCUUGAACCCACUGUGUACGUUUCUGAGUCGCACUCUACUGGUUACGCAUGGCUUUUCUGACAUGGCUCGUCAUGGAUGUUCCUGCGACACAGGCUUUUGAUUGUGUUUGGAUUGCAGUACAUUUUUCUUUUUGUUGCAUUUCCAGUGCCAACGGCUACUGCCCUGAUCGUUAAUGUUUCUCGCAGAGUAUGGUCCACACGGUACAUAUUUUUAAAAGCGGUUUCAUCGAACUUUUACGAUUAUCUGCUCCCUCAAAUCAGAGCACGAUUGAGCUGUAUAACCAGUUUCUGUCUUCCUUCGCUUCGCGUGAUGUCUGCAAACGUCACGACAGUCGAAGCUGUACGACCAGUUUGUUAUGCUUACCAUUCCGCAAGCGUUCAACUUGACGCAAACGAAACCAAAGCGAUUAUAAUGUGCUGUAGCAACCACUGCUUUUUGCAAUCGUAUGAUUUUCAACCUAUGCACCCGAAGAC
Molecule: messenger RNA, 1174 nt
Organism: Ectocarpus sp. CCAP 1310/34
Lineage: Eukaryota; Phaeophyceae; Ectocarpales; Ectocarpaceae
Source: the annotation of a GenBank genome assembly